Diabrotica virgifera virgifera (western corn rootworm) is the source of this 7649-nucleotide messenger RNA. RefSeq names its product putative tRNA pseudouridine synthase Pus10. Lineage: Eukaryota; Metazoa; Arthropoda; Insecta; Coleoptera; Chrysomelidae. The record is from RefSeq and is a predicted model, not a curated record. Gene Ontology annotation, molecular function: pseudouridine synthase activity; RNA binding. Gene Ontology annotation, biological process: tRNA pseudouridine synthesis. The coding region runs from base 1 to 684 and encodes 227 amino acids. The transcript is spliced from 4 exons.
AUGGUAGGUAAAAACUAUAAUUGCGGAGUCGAAAAAGAAGCUUUACCAUGGAACUGUUUUAGGUGUUCGGAGGACCAAAUGGUGUUUUCAGCCAGUGGGCGAGAAGAUAGUGACACGAGGAUGUUAGGCACCGGUAGACCGUUCUAUAUACAGAUUAAACAACCGAAAUUUAAUACUAUAACUACAGAGCAGUGUAGGAUUAUAGAAAAAUUAAUGUUGCAACCAGACGAGAAAGUAGUAGUGGUAGUAGUGAAAAAGCUUAAAGAGGUUUUCCAGCGCGAUUUGAAGCUUGUCAAAGAGGGCGAACAAGAAAAAAGAAAAACCUACUUGGCUCUAUGUAAAACCCUAUCUCCAGAUAUUGACGAAACCAUCGAGCAAAUCAACCUUUUCAAAACACCACGUGUAAUUCAACAGAAAACACCAAUAAGGGUCUUGCACCGAAGAUCACAACUGGUUAGGGAAAGAACCAUCUACGAUUUGAAAGCUACUAAAGUUGAAGGUGAAUCUGACUUAUUUUGCCUAGAGUUAGUAACGCAAGCUGGGACAUACGUAAAGGAGUUCGUACACGGGGAUUUCGACAGAACGGUUCCCAAUUUAAGUUUUUAUACGGGAUAUCUGACAGACGUAGUGGCGUUAGACGUAUUGGGAGUUGAACUGGAAUGGCCACCGGAAGGCGACGAAUGAGGCUCUUCGAAUGUGAUUCUCCUCCCAUGAAGGUGUUAAUAGUGUUAAUAUUAUAAAAAAUACCGUGACGCGACAUCUCGUAACACGACAGUUCGUAACCGCACAAAUAGUAACGGAAAAUUCGUAACCGCACAAGGGACAAUUCGUAACGACAACAAUUCGUAACGGUAUAAUUCGUAACGUCAUAAUUGAAUUAUUAUGUUUAUUUUUGUUAACGUGAAAACAUAAUUGUCUUAAAAUAAAUAUAAUCUAUACCCUGUUUUUAACCUAGGAGGAGGAAACUCAAAAGACAGAUUCACGCCCGAUAAUGUCACUAUAAAACUAACCAGUUUUAUCUUCUUUUUUGGCUGUUCAUGUCAACUUUCGACGGUAAUCCAUAAAUAUUAUGUUAUACUCAUACGUCCCUAAAGAAUUCUAAAACAAUCGAAGAAAACAUAAAAAUCGCUUAUAUAACUUAAUUAACCUAUGAAUUUUAAAUGCCAAUAGUGUAAAAAUUUCUAAAUGUCAAUAGUGCCAAAAAUUUCAUAAUUUAGUGGAGUAAACUUGCCUGCGGUUGGACCAAUUGAAUCGUUUAUUGUUGAAAGGGGGUACGCACCAUUUUCAACUUUUCGAGCUAUAGUAAAAAACCCUUCUCUCUUUCUAUAUGCACGUUGUAACAUUAAUGGUAAAUACCAACGCCUCGACGGUGGGCCCCAUUGAAACAUUAACACGUCAAAUGCCAGUGAAACAUGAAUGGAAAAUUAAAUUUUGACAAGAUGUUGAUAUGUCAUAUAAAGAUGUGACGUGCUAACACCAUUUGGAGAACAACUCCUCGGUUGCUCAGAAUCAGAUGAGAUACGGGGUGGUUCUUAACAAGAUGUUAUUAAUAUGCUCUUAUUAGCUUAGAAAUAAAAAAAUAUAAAAAUCAAAAUAAGAAUGUCAAAUAAAAAGAAAUAAAAUAUUGGGCGCCACUGGUUACGUUAUGGGAACCAAAAAUAUACAAAAAAUAGAAAUAAUAAAAGAAAGGAUAGAAAGGAUAAAUCAAAAAUUAGACAAAAACAUAGUCAAUGCAAAAUAUAUAUUUUUAAUUAAUAUUUAUUGACGGAAAACUCCAUUUUACAAUUAAAAUUAAAAGUCAAAAUUAAACAUUGAACACAAGUUAACUUACAUUACUUACAAUUAAACUAACGACAUCAAAAAAUUAAAAUCAAAUUAAAAUAAUUCACGUGAAAUAGUCCUUUUAAAAGCAUUUAGUGUGACUCCCAUAAAGUCUAUAUUUGGAAACUCAUUUACACUAGAAACAAUUCUAUUUAAAGGCAUAUUUUCUGCAUGACGUGUAUUGCACGAUCUAGCGGAUAGCAAGGGACAUCUUCUCAAAUUCCUAGCUGCAACAUAAAAAUCUAUUCGACCCAGAAUGCUAGGUGCAACAAUAAUACCAUUUAACACCUUAAGUACGAAAUUAAGGUCAAAGUAUCGCCUGCGAUCCUCUAGACGGUGCAAAUGAAACAUCUGCAUGAUCUGACUGGAAUUAAAUUGCAUUCCUCUAGUAUCUAAUCUAUACCGCAGAUAUCUAACGAAUUUAUUUUGAAUCGAUUCAAUUCGAUAUUUGUGAUUCUCAUAACUUGGACUCCAAAUCACUGAACAAUACUCUAGUAAUGAACGAAAUAAAAUACUUUAUUAAAUGAAAGCAAAUAUGGCGUGACUUACCUUAUCUAUGUCUUUACUCAGCUGUAGUUACGAAACAAGAGAGAAGGAAAAGACAAAUAAUAAGAUUAUAUUUUGCAAAUCAAUCAUUAUUUAUUGAAACAAAAAAUUUAAUCUGUGAUCUCUUACGAUGUUACAAAUACAGAUGUACCAGAUUACGUGAUUACCAAAAAAAAAAGUUUUACAAAGAAAAAAUAAUACCUUGUCACCAUAGUCCUGUUCUUCUUGGUUGUUCUAAGUCCAAGGCACAAUUCACUCACUAAAUGUCACUUUAAUUAGGAAGAGAUACAAUAGAAGUACAUCAGGUUACUCAUAGUUUAUAGAAAAAUUCCAUAGUUCAUAGAAAAAUUCAGCAUUGAAUGUAUUUUUGUUAAUCAAAUCUGCACUACUCGAAAAAACAUUAAAAAUAAUUUGUUUUCUAGUUUAUUAAACGGGAUCACAAAAUACUAAAAUGAAAGCAAACUUCAUGCUUAACUACGAUGUUGAAACUAGUAACACCAAAAAUAUUCUACUCCUUCUGCCUAAUUCGUGGAUCUGACUGCAUGUAAAAAAAAAUGAUACCAAAAGUGGUAUAACAAUAUCGACAUUCGCCUAACAGCAGCGAAAAUGCCGGAGUCCACGUCCUCUGUCCGCCAUGUCAUGCCGAGCUGAGCCAGAGCAUUAGCAAGCUACCAGAGCAUUAGCCAGCCGGGCGAAGACAGUUGCAAUAUGAAACUACAUCUUAAACUUCACUAUACUAAACUGGAAACUGACUGCUCAAACUAGACUUCACUUCUUGACGGCUCUAACGUAACUGACUUUCUCGAUCUCCUCAAAACUCAAUCUCCCAGAAUUCAACGCCCCUUCCAGAAAUCAUUCGAUCUUCCCAUCAACAAUUCAACGACCAAUUAACAGACUUGACACUCAAUCAAUCAAAAUCUUGACCAAUAGGAAAUUGCAAAUUACACUCUAGGUUAAGCCCUCGGACGCACACCAAAACAGCUCGGCCAAUCACCAAAAAAGAUUAAUAAACAGAUCUCAAAAGUUUGUUACACCUAUUUUUCCUAUGAAAAAUGCUUAAGUCAGCUCUAUCAACGAUUGUCGACUCGAAAACACUUGAGAAACCCUAUAGCUACUAUGGAACCUAUUAUGUAAACAUUCAGCUCUAGUGGACAGAAUUCAGUCUCAAAAAACCAUUAAAUUCUUUUAAUAACUCGCCGAAGAUAAACAAAUGCUCUACUUCUGGGCAAACGGAAAACAUAUCAUAGAAGAAUUUAUGACUUUGAUUCCUUUUGGCGGUUUUAAAAUAACGUAAACACUUGAAGAAAUAAAAAUUCAUCAAUUCACGAGAAACACAAGAUCGAUUCAAUACUGUGAGAACGAAAAAAAAUCAGAUGAUCUAAUUCCACACAAUAUACGGUACAAUUCCCGAAACGGAUUCAGCAUACAGGGUAAACCGAUAAUACUAGGGGCGUACUAUAAAUACGUUCUUAACACAAAAAAAUUAAGGGGUGAUAUAUCAAUGACCUUCGUACCGUCACAUUUGGUGUUAAAUGCAGUUUUGCAGUAUAAACUAUAUCCAUGCAGUGCAUCAGUGUUUGUUUCCUUUCAACACCAAAUGACGCGGAUAAAGAAAGAAGGAAGGGAUUUUACUGUAACUCAAAAAGUAGAAAAUGACGCUUACCCCCUUUCAACAAUAAUCGAUUCAAUUACAAACAAGCAUUUGAAUUGCUCCUAGUUUAAAAACGAUGUAUAGUAAUGUAAAUUGUAAUAAUUAAUUUUCGAUGGGUUUCGAUAUGUAAAUAUUGAAUGACGUUUAAUAAACUUCAUUUUUUUAUAUCCCGGAUAAUAAUUUUGUUAUUUAUAUUUUAAACAAAUUAUAUUAAAAUAAUAUUUAUAAAAGUAAAUAAACAAUUUUAUUAUUUUUUAUUUAUUAGUUAGAUUUUACUCAAAUUAACUUAUAUUUAUAUAAGUUAAUUUGAGUAUUAUUAUGUACCGUUAUGAUCUGCUUUCUAUUACUUUUAUUUUAAUUGAGUAUUUAUUUAAUUAAUUAUUGAAUUGACGCAAAUCAUACAUAAACAAUUAAUAAAAAAUCUCAGGGUGCCUUUUUGUCACAAAAAUUAACUAAAAUUAUCUUAAGUUAUACUUAUCCUUUCUCGUGGCUUCAGUAUCUCUUAGUUGAUCCUUAUCGGGAUAAAAUAGGAAAAGGAAAUAAAUAGAAAAAUUUUAAAUAAGCACAUACAAAUACCUUUAUUAUCAAAAGCAAUGCUCUGAAAAUCUAUCAAUUAAAUCCUUUGGGCAUAAUUGAACAAAUAUUUAUCGCUUUGUUCCUGAUACCAUUUAUAAAAUAAACUAAACAAACAAGUUUAGGUAUUUGCAAAACUACUUAUACUUCAUAUUAAAUUAUUGAAAUGUUGGAACCUUAAUUCAUAUGCUUUUACGCAAAUAUUUUAACUUCUGAUUAUAAAGAACAUCUAUCACAUAAGUUAUUGACUGACCUUUUUGAUUCACACACAAUGAUGUCUCCUCUUGACCCAAACAGCUCUUCCUUGUUGAUUAUGUUAGGCUACCAAUUAAAGCCCUCUUCGUUCUCAACAUCAAUCCAGCAGCAUACCAGCAACUAUUUCUCCAAAACACAAGCCAGGCCGCUUUUGACCAGUACUCGUUCAAUAAACUCCAAAACUCUCUCCUCUCUUUCUCUCAAUAAUAAUCUCCUGAGACCCAAGUAUCUUUUUUACUUGGUGUCACAAAUAAUUUUAAUAACUAUAGUUCUUGUAACUUACUCUCUUGGACUUUACAGAAUCAAAGAGGUUUUUCUUCUCAAUUUGAUUUGUCUCUCGUUCCACUUUUCAGCUACUCUCCACUAUCAAACAACCACUAGUACUUGCUUCUGAACUAUACGCGAAAACUUUCGGAUACCGACCACACAAUGAUUUUUCUUUUCCAAAACUGUCUCAACAUUCAAACUUCCCUUUCCCCAUUCCAAAUUGCCAAGCCAAUCAGAAACAUUUCUCUUUUUCAUUCGAAAAACCAGGCAUUCUUUCAAACAAUACUUAUACUCAUCCUAAUCACUUUCCGGAAAUUAUACAAAUACUCUUGUGCUUAAAACAAACAGACUUAAAAUUCCAAAUCUCUCUACCUUUGUUUUUCUAAAAACUAAUAAUUACAUCUACCUGUGGAUUUUACCUUCCCGUAACAAUCUUUUUAAAUUAUAAUCCGAAAUAAAUUGUCAUUUCACUUCACUGUAUUUACAAAUGUCUUUAAGUCUUCAGGGAAAAACUCAUUAAGGAGAAACCCACUGCGUAAAAGCUACCUUCUACUAAAUAGUUGCAAAUCAAUAUACAGGGUAUCAAAUUUAUGUGCCCGCGUUAUAAUUAAAAAUUUAAAUUUUUACUCUAUCUUUGAUUAAUAAAGUGAUACAUAAUAGUACAUAUUAUGUACUUAGUUUUACACGGUUUGACUUUGACAAUUCUGGGUAUGCUUUAUUUACACGUUAGCAGAUGGCGUUAGGAGUAUAUUGAAAUAUUUUAAAUUAUUAAUGAAACAUAAAUAUUAUUUGAUAUUAAGUUUCAUUAGUAUAUAAAAUAAAUAAGGUGUUUAAAAAUAAUAUUUGAGUAUCGUUUGAUGAAAGGUAUUAUUAAUAACUAACGUUGGUAGAAAUAUAUUUCUUUUGUAUUUACUACUUCAUCAGUAGGUACUUAAUUAAAUCUUUCGCAAAAUUGACAAAAAUAUUGGUUAGGUACUUUAAGAAAAAUAAUUUAAAGCAGUAUGUAACUUUAUAGUUAUUUGGUUUACAUGCAAGGCUUUUAUUAUUUUAAAAAUGUAAUUCUUAAUUAUUUUCAAAGUUUGAUGAUUCUAUAAUUUUUAAAAAAUUUGGUGGAUUGACUGUAUAUGGCAAUUGAUUGCAUGCCCCGUCGCCCGUCGCAUGGCGACGGGUAAAAUUACUAUUAAUGUAAUACCCUAUGAUUAAUUUAAUUGUAGUAAAUACAUUAUUAUAAAACUAUUUUUGUUUGUUUAACUAUUUUUCAGACUUAUGCCCGAAUUCACCAACAAUACCUAAACAGUUGCCUUAUUAAGUAAUUCUUAUCGUUAGGAACUUCUUAAGUCAAUACUUAGGAACAAUCGCAUUUCACAACUAAAAGGACUGCUUAUCUAGGAAAUGCUUUCUUAGGUAUUACCUAGGGUACGUUUGAACUAUUUUUGAUAAAUAAAAAGAAGAAUAAGAUGACAUUUUCAUACUUUUUUGAUUAUUUGUCAUUAUUGUUUGUUUGCCAAUUUGGUUUUAUUCAGUUUUGUACUGUUAUAGUUAUUUUAUUUAGUAGUUAGUUAUUUGUGCAUUAAGUUUGUAUAUAAUAAAUACAGUCUUGUAUGUUGUUUGUAUAUGUACAGUGAAAUGGAGGAAAAGAAAAGAGUUGUAAAUUUCACAUAGGACGAAAAAUUGAAGUUAGUUGAAUUGUCAUUAUUGAAAUAAUUUUAAAAUAUAUAACAUGUUGAAAAUUGCUUUUUAUUAUUAAUUUUUUAAUGACACACUUUUAGUUAUAUCAUGAAUGGGUUUUUGAAACACAACACUAGUUUGUUAGGUAGUAGGUAGACUACAUAAUUUUGUCAACAGACCUGUAAAAAACUCCAAAGGAUUUUCUACAGGUAUAUUAUUAAUAUAAAAGAAAAUACAAAAUUACAACUAAUAAUAUACCUAAUAUUACAGAAUAACAGAAAAAUUAAAGUAAAAGCAAAUUAUUGACAAACGUCACAAGUACAUUAGUCAAAAUUGUAAAAAUAUAACCCGACUGUCAACGAUAAGUAAUACCUAAAGUUUAGGGAGAUCGAAAUCCGUAUCCUAACGUAAGGUAAUGCUUAAGUGGUUUAGGCAAUUCUUAUCGUAUGGUGAAAUCCGUUUUAGAGUUAGGAAGUACCUAAACCCACUUAGGUAAUUCUUAAAUAUUUAGGUAUCGUUGGUGAAAUCGGGUAUUAGUGUUACAACUUUAACGUGAUUAUUCAAAGUAAAUAAUUAAAGGAAUGCUUUAGUUGUCAUAUUAAAAAGAAUAUAUAUGCAAAAAUAUGUGUAAAUUGUAUUUAAAAAGAAAUGGUCUUAAAAUAAGUACCAUUACUUUUACUAUAGGAAAUGCAAAAUCCUUUUUUUUUGUAUAAAUUCAGUAAUAAUAAAUUAACUAAAAAAAUUAAAUGUUGGCGUUACGAAUUGACGCGCGGCGUUACGAAUUGUCCGUUACCAUUUGGGGUUUCAAACUGUCGCGUUACAAGAUGUCAUGGAACCCAGAAAUACACAAAUAAAAUUAUUUUAUGAA